CCACCUCGAGCUUCCGCAGGUUGUGUGGCGCGCCCUGCGGCUGCCACCAUCCUAUCCCGACCAUGGCCGAGAACCCGUACCCCAUCCCAUCCAAGCGCCUCGACGUCGUGAUCAUCGGUGCCGGGCUGAGCGGCCUCGGCGCCGCGUACCGGCUGCAGACCGAGUGCCCUGACCAUUCGUACGCCAUCCUCGAGGGCCGCGCGUCGCUCGGCGGGACGUGGGACCAGUUCAAGUACCCGGGCAUCCGCUCCGACUCGCCGAUGAUCUGCUUCGGCUUUGGCUUCAAGCCGUACAAGCCAUACACGCACCUCGCCGAGGGCCGCGAGAUCCUCGAGUACAUGCGGCAGGUGGCGGAGGAGAACCGGCUCGACAGGCGGAUCCUGUACCACCGCAAGGUCACCUCCAUGUCGUGGGACUCGACGGCGCGCGUCUGGGCCCUCGACGUCGACGUCGAGAACGGCGCGCGGCGCGAGCGCGUCGAGGCGAGC
Messenger RNA from Emiliania huxleyi CCMP1516, 488 nucleotides. RefSeq lists its product as hypothetical. The annotation marks the transcript as partial. The transcript has 2 exons. NCBI's taxonomy places the organism in Eukaryota, Haptophyta, Isochrysidales, Noelaerhabdaceae. The record is from RefSeq and is a predicted model, not a curated record.